This is a messenger RNA of Trichechus manatus latirostris (Florida manatee), 7118 nucleotides long. It is a transcript of the gene CCSAP, whose product is annotated as centriole, cilia and spindle associated protein. Gene Ontology annotation, biological process: regulation of mitotic spindle assembly. NCBI's taxonomy places the organism in Eukaryota, Metazoa, Chordata, Mammalia, Sirenia, Trichechidae. Gene Ontology annotation, molecular function: microtubule binding. The record is from RefSeq and is a predicted model, not a curated record. Bases 235 to 1095 code for a protein of 286 amino acids. Gene Ontology annotation, cellular component: cytoskeleton; axoneme; ciliary basal body. The transcript is spliced from 5 exons.
UGCUCGGGAGGAAAGCGAUGGGGGAACGCAGGCCGCGCUGAGCUGCUGCUCCCAUCGCGCCGCGGCUGGGCCUGCAGGACCGCGCGCGGGGGCCCGCAGGGAAGGUGCUAGAGCCGGAGGAGGACGAGGUGGCGGCGGCGGCGGCCGCGGCUCGAGCUGCCGCACAGCGGGGCGAGGGCUAGCAGAGCGCGCGUGGACGCUAGGUGGGCGGGCAGAACGGCCCGGGCCGGGACCAUGUCCCCUGGGAGCAAGGUGAAGAGCGAGUACAUGAAGCGCUACAAGGACCCCAGGUGGGACAUGUACGGGCCCUGCUACCGCGAGCUGCUGCACUACCGCCUGAGCCGCCGGCUGCUGGAGCAGGCGCACAACCCCUGGUUUUGGGAUGACUGGGGCCCAGCCAGCUCCUCGGACGACUCGUCGUCGGGCGGCGGGGGCUCCCCGUGUCCCGCGCCCCAGGGCGCCCCGGCCUCGUCCCCGCCGCCCUCUCCGCCCAGGUCCGCGGUGCUGGAGCUGGAGGCUUCGGAGGAUGCGGACGCCGGCGCCGCGGGUCUUUCAGAUCCAGAAAAGAGAAGAGGAAAGGAUGUGGACACAUCACUCAAAGCCACAUUUGAACAACACAAGGAUUUAGGUCCUCAUGCUGAAGUGGAAGAAUUGCCAAUGAGAGAAGUAGAAGAAAAACCAGAACAACAAAUCAAAACAAAAGAAACUGAUAAACUACCCAGUGGGGUUGAACCUCGACAACAACCAAGUGCCUUGUUUGCUAGAGGAAAUAGGAAAACAGCCAAAAGCCCUCAAAGAUUACCAAGUAAAAUAAGAGAAAACAAGCAUCCAUUUGCUCUUUAUGGCUGGGGAGAAAAACAGACAGACACAGGAAGCCAAAAAACUCACAACGUCUGUGCUUCUGCCCCCAUGCAUGAGAUUCAUGAAUCAGCAUUACGAGCCAAGAACAGAAGACAGGUGGAAAAAAGGAAACUGGUUGCUCAGAGGCAGCGUGCCCACUCUGUGGAUGUGGAGAAAAACAGAAGGAUAAAGCCUUCCUCCUCAGAUAACCCGUGGAUGACAGAGUACAUGAGGUGCUAUUCAGCGAGAGCAUAAAGACACAGUUGCUUGGACAGCCUCUUUUCAAAAAGUGUAAAUGAAAGAAAGAACAAAACAAAACAAACCAUCAAGAGAAACCAGACACAGGUUUCAGAAACCAACUGAUUAUGCAAGGUUUUUCUUAGGGAAUUUCCAAAAGAUUGUUAUAUUCUGAUGAACCUUGGCCACCUACCUCAACAGUAGGCAGAAGUUGAAGCCAUAGACAUUUAAAGUUAUUCAUGAAGAUAAUUCCCUAAAUCUUUGAUAUUCUUAUAAGGGUUUUGUUUUAAAGCAUCUUAAUCUUUUAAGAUACUGACACCAAAUGCCUUUAAAUGGCUAUGGAUACAUAACAUUCAGUAUUCCUCUCUAAGUUUAAGUUCAGCCCAUUCUGUAUAACAACUCAAACUCCAUAGCUAGUCAGAUCAUUCCUCUUGCAGCAUAAGACUCAUCUUCAUUUUGUGCAGUUUUCUUUGUGAAAGAGUUGAUAAAUACCAAGUGAAAAAUGAGUUUCAAUAGUAGUAUUGACUCCAUGUAUAAUAGAAUGAGAACUUUGGUAGUUCUUGAAAAAUUAUAUUUCAGUUCAAUACCACUUCAUAUCGGACACAGUGAUAUUUUAAGAAUUAUCUGAGCUGGGUCAUCUUUUCUCUUUAAAUUAUCAUCUAGGCACUUCUUAAUAGUUCAAAUACAUUCCAAUGAAUGAAGCAUCAGUGCAAUAUGUAUUUAGAGCAUUACUGGAGUUUUUGUUUUUGAGUCAAAGACUGUCUCGUUACCAGCUCUUUUUUUUUUUUUUAGAACACAGUGGGGAGUUAAUCAUUUGCUGCAGUCUGGCCUCUUGGCAUACACCCACCGUGGACUUUUGCCACUUGUAUAGGAGCUGGCAAUGACACUUAGAAUUUAUAGCCUGAAAUUUUAUUUAAUUUGUAAAUUGAGAUUGUCAUUAAGGAUGUAGGAAAAAUAUUAAGAUACCCUUUAGUGAUAUUUCCCACCCCUACUUUCUCUUUUUCUUCUACAGAACUUAACAAUAGCAAAGUCUAGCUGAUGUACAAUAUUCAUAGUUUUGGUUGAAAUACAUUACCGUUUGAUUUUUAAACAGUAGAUCUCAUAUAGAACUCAAUGUGAGAGAAUGGUGGUGUGUGUAUAGGCACAAAUGUAAGAACUUAAAUGGAGUGUUUCUUCUCUUUGUUAUGUUUGCUUUUGGGGUAGAAAAAUGGUUUUGAAAAUACUGGUUUCCAUCAGGUGAGUAAAGUCUUCUCUAGCAGAUACAAUCUGUGGAAUCUAUAAGGUGGGUGAGUGCUAAAAUUCUUUAAUACCUGAAGAUGUGUGAAUGAAAAUUUGGUGUUAGAUGUGAUACUGAGCAUUUCCUUGAUAUUUUACCCUGGGCUUUGAAGUACUAUAGUCAGUUUUUAGAACAUAAAAUCUUCACAUACUGUCAUAUAAAUGUAUUAGGUUUUGAGAACUAAUACUGAAGAAUUGUGAGCUGCUUGUUGUUUUACUUUUUAAAUAUUUGCAUUGUGUUGAGACGAAUGCUUUUACAUAGCGAGCUCUCCUAAUCAUUGAGGUGUAUAUUUAAUAAGAGGAAAUGUUAAUUCUAUGUGUUGUCCAAAACAGCCUUGCUAGUAAUUUUGGUGUUAUUGCUAUUAAAGUCUUUAAACAUUACAGGUACCUAAAAAUCAAAUUAAUGUGGCAAUUUGUGCUGGUGUAACUGAUUGUGAAACCGUUACAUUAAACCACUUCUUGCAUGUUAGGUUUUAGCCAUUAAACUCAAGCUUUUCAUGUUGCAUCUGACAGUCCUAGGAAAGAUGGCCUCGAGGAGUGAUUUACGCCGCACACUCAUGGACUGCUUUAGAAACCAGACUUUCUCUUAGGCUUUCAACAAGCCAGCCUUUCUGUAGUUUAGGAAACAGAGUCAUAUUUAAUGUGCAACUACUGAAAACCCCACAGAGAGAGAGAGAAAACCCAGAAGGCAAUAUUGGUCCAUUUUUUCCCCUUCUUUUUAAGUAGAGGACAAAUUAACAAGAUUUUGAAAGUACUUUUGAUAUUCAUGAGCAACCAAUGAAUCAAUAUGAAUUAAUUAUGAGUCCCCCUCCAUUGUUGGUUAGGGUUUCUUUUCUUUUUUUAGGGGUGAAAAUUACCUUUUGAACCUAUGAAACUUUUAAAGUUUUAACAAUUUUAUGGUCCUACUUUUUUCUUCUCAUUCUAGAAACUAACGUGGUUGUAAUCAUGUUCAUUAUUCUUGGGACAACUUGCGAGACAGUGAGAUAGUUUAAAAUUAUAUUUCAUGUUGAAAAGGUUUGAAACUAUUUGGGAAUCCAGUGAUAUUUGACAUAUAGAAUAAAAUAUAUAAGACUCUUUUUAAAUUUGGUUUUAAGUUCUUAAUUAAAACAGUUUGCCAUAAGUAAUGCUAUUUGUUCUUUUGUGUUUCUUUUUCAGUAAAAGCAGUAGUAGAAUAUUGAAGUAAUAACUUCUGUUGGACCCAAGUGAGUCAGAAUCAGAAUCUAUUCCUUCUUUUAAAGCCCCAGAGACUGCAUUUAUUAAGAAGGUGUCAAAAUACUUGGUACCUCUGGUUAUAGGUAUACUUUUUCUGCCUUAUAAAAUUUCUAAGCACAUUUAUACAUUGUUUUUUACUAAAGGCAUAAUAGGGUAUAGGUUACCUUAAUUGCUCACAUGCAGGCGGCAUAUAUUAUGCCAUGUGAAAGCUUUGUCAUGUGUUUCAUUAAAGAUGGAUUGCUAGUGACAUGGAGGGUGGGCCUGCCUGCUCACUUGAGCCUUCCCCAGUGAACUACGUUGCCACGGGUCAAGCACAGUGGCUGCUGAGUUACCAGAAGAUGUAACUUCCAAAGAGAAUUCUGCACAAUUUACAGGUUUUUUUUUAAAAAAACUUUAAGGUAUUCCCUAUCUUUAAAUUGAUAUUGUUGUACUGGGCCUAGACUUUGUAAAUGAAAUGCUGUAGUACUUGAUACUUAAAACAUUCGUAAGUAUUACUGGCAAGGGGAUGGGGGAGGCAAAGUAUAUAUUAGAAGUAAAAACACGUUUUCUUAUUAAAUUGGCUGCUUCAUUAAAAAACAGUUUAAUGGAAAGUUUUACAUUUUGCUGGAUUAGAUAAUGGUGGUGCUAAGAAUAUAGCCUGAUUCUGUAGUUUGGUAUCAAAUGGCUAAUGCCUGGCCCAUCUAAGGUCCUUACUAUAGCCUUGUGACCAGUUAAAUAAUAUUUAAAAAAGGAUCCUAAAAAUGACCUGGUCAUUCCAAAAUGUUUGUAUUUGAAAAUGGAUUUUUGUACAAUAGAAUGAAUAGGGAGUUAUUGAGUGUAAGGCUCUGCUUAAUACAAACCCUAUGCAAGGAGCUAUGUCUAGAUAUUUGGCCCCAAAUUUACUCCCUUCAAGCCUGCUAGUGUGAGAUGGAAAAAAAGUUGUUUUUUAGUGUUUAUUUCCAUUUUGAAAUUCAGGACACCUGAAUGAAGACAUCAGAGGCAUCUUUUUGAAUUUCUUUUAUAAUUAGCAGAACUGUAUUUAGGAAAAAUCUCCCCAUGUAUGUGUUAAUAUAUUUUGUCUUGAGCACUGCAUUCACUUUAAAUUUCUGAAGGAACAAAGGCUAGGCACAUACAAUCACAAAGCUCAGGCAAUGGGAAUUUUGUGUUGUAUUUUCUAAGAACUGUGUAUUGUUUUUAACUUAUAUUUGAUAUUGCAUUUAUUUGGAAAAAUGUGAAUAAAGUUAAUAUUACAGGCUGAGACUUCUAUUUUGUGGGAAAUAAUUCUGAUUAGUAUAUAAAUGGUAUGAAGAAAUGUAGGUUCCCAUUGACUCCUGAAUAGAUUUUUCAUUAGAUAAAUGUCUGACAAGGUACAUUAGAUACAUCUUGGAAAAAAGAUACUUUCUGUAUGGAGACUAUAUAGGAACUAUGAUUUUUCCUAGUCUUAUCCCUUACAGCUUAUUGUUUUGGAAAAUUACAAAAUAGUGCAUGGCUAAAGUAAUUAAAAAAGAAGUAUGGAAUAAAAAGUGAAAGUUCUCCUUCAACACCACUCCCUCACAAAAAUUCUACUCCCCUUCUCUGAGGAAACCAGUGUUAAGUUCUGUAUGUAAACUUCCAGACCUUUUCUUUAAGCAUUUAUCUAUAGAGUUACACACACACACACACAUACAUAUUUUUGCACAAAUAUGGGAUAAUGCUAUACACAUUCUAUGUAUAUAUUUUCACUUACUACCUUAGAAAAGGUUCUGGUUCCAGGUAAGAUGAAGUAAACACAUACCACCCUUUUGCUCCCACUGAACACAACUAUAAACCUGGAUAGAAGGCAUGGCACAGCUGUUUGAGGACUCUGAAAAGCUAAUGGCAACACACAGAUAAGGAGGGACAUCAGAAUUCUAAGCAGCACUGAAGUGGCAGGUUUACGUUUUUGUUUGUUUCCCUUCCUGAACACACAGAAGUGAGUGGGAUGCAGAAGUGAGCGCUGGUGCCAAGAUCCAAGAGAAGCCUGGCUCUAAGCAGAAGAAGCAAAACAAAACAAACCUGUUGUAGUCAAGUCAGUUCUGAUUUAUAGCAACCCUAUAGGGCAGAGUAGAGCUGCCCCAUAGGGUUUCCAAGGAGCAGCUGGUAGAUUCAAACUGCCCAUCUUUUAGUUAGCAGCCGAGCUCUUGACCACUGCACCACCAGGGCUCCCUAAGCAGAAAAGGAACUCCUAAAGCUCGGAAAGAUGGAGGAAAUGCCCGCCCCGCCCUGUUUCUUGUUUUUCUCGCCAUUUUUCAUGCUAGAGCCCCCAGGUAACCCCGUAACUGCCAGUGAGAGCCUGCAGAAGCUGAAUGUCUGCGGGAGGGGAACUUCAUCUCCAUUUGGUAGAGCUGCAGCACCAAGACGGUGGGGCCAAACUUACUUGCUUUUUUUUCCUCUGUCUUCUGCCACAUGGUUCAAUUACAAACGAGGGUAGUUUCUGGCUGGAGGACGGAAAAAAAGGGGAGCCCCAGGGAACCACAAAGUACUGGAAAGAUAGUAGAGAGGGAAGAGCUCAGGAAAGUGACUCCACAGAGUUUUUUUAAUGAAUUCUUGGCCUCAUCUCCAAUCUGUUCACCCUGCUCACAGGUGGAGUAGAUCCUAAUUAACAUAGCACAGACUUAGAGAACUGAGCCAACAGACCUCUGCUCAGGUCCCAGACUGACCACAAGAUGGUGCACACAUGGGACAAAUACAAAUAGCACAGCAAAGCUUUGAAAACUGAACUGACAUUGGAGCCAAUACCCACAGAAGGUGGGCUGGAAUUGUGGCCUGCUAAAACAAAAAUAUCAACAUUUCCCACAGGAUUUAAAGAAGAGCCUGGAUCUCAUCAUAUUAAAAAUGUCUAUGAUACAAUCUCAAAUUACUCAGCAUGUUAAGAACCAUGAAAAUAAUAAUAUAAAGAAGAACCAAAUGAAAGUUUUAGAACUGAAAAAUAGUAUAAAUUUAAAAAAACUCACUGAAUGGACUAAAAACCAGAAUGGAGAUGACAGAAGAGGUCAAUAAAAAUCAUUAAGCUGAACAACAGACAGAUAAAAGAUUUAAAAAAAGUCUCAUGGACCUGUGAGACAAUAACAAAAGGUCUACCAGUCAUGUCAUAGGAGUCACAGAAGGAUAAGAGAAAGAGUGCAGUGCUUAAAAAAUAUUUGCAGAAAUAAUAGCUGAAAACCUCCCCAGUUUGGUGAAAGACAUAAACCUUACAGAUUCAAGAAGAUAUGUGAAUCCCAAACAGGAUAAACCCAAAGAAAUUCACGCCCAGACCAUAAACUGCUGAAAACUAAAAAGACACCUUGAAAGUAGCCAGGGCAAAGUGAUGAGAAACAACAAUUCAAAUGACAGUGAAUUUUUCAUCAAAAACCAUGGAGUCUAGAAGGAAGUGGCACAGUAUUUCCUAAAGUGCUACAAGAAAGUAACUGUCAACUCAGAAUUCUAUAUUCAAUGAAAUAUCCCUCAGGAAUGAAGGUGGAAUAGACAUUCUCAGAUGCAGGAAAACUUAAUAAUCCAUAGCCAGCAGAUCUGCUCUAAAGGAAGCUCUUCAGACAAGAGAAUACCAGAAGGAAACU